This is a messenger RNA of Polychytrium aggregatum, 1473 nucleotides long. Its product is annotated as Glyoxalase/Bleomycin resistance protein/Dihydroxybiphenyl dioxygenase. Gene Ontology annotation, biological process: L-tyrosine catabolic process. Gene Ontology annotation, molecular function: 4-hydroxyphenylpyruvate dioxygenase activity. The transcript has 2 exons. Bases 60 to 1211 code for a protein of 383 amino acids. NCBI's taxonomy places the organism in Eukaryota, Fungi, Chytridiomycota, Chytridiomycetes, Polychytriales. The record is from RefSeq and is a predicted model, not a curated record.
UGCUUGCUCUCGACUCUUCCGCUCGCUGACCAGCCUCCCAGUCUCGAUCUUUGCUCGCAAUGACUUCCUACGAGAACGUUCCCAAGGGUCCCCGCCCCGAGGUUGGCCGCUACUAUGGCUUUGACCACAUCACCUUCUGGGUCGGCAACGCCAAGCAGGCCGCCGGCUGGUACGUCUCCAAGUUCGGCUUCGAGAGCUGCGGCUACCGCGGCCUCGAGACCGGCGACCGCGAGUACGCCUCGCACGCCGUCCGCCAGAACGACCUGACCUUUGUCUUCAAGUCGGCCCUCAACCCCGACGAGAAGAUCAUCAAUGACUUUUUGAGCAAGCACGGCGAUGCCGUCAAGGACAUUGCCUUCACCGUCGACGACGCCCGUGGCAUCUACAAGAAGGCCAUCGAGCGCGGCGCAAAGUCCAUCCGUGCUCCCUAUGAAAUCUCUGACAAGGAUGGCACCGUCGUACUGGCCACCGUUGCCACCUACGGCGAUGUCGAGCACACCUUUGUCCAGCGCAACGCCUACACCGGCCCCUUCCUCCCCAACUUUGCCGCCCCCAUCAGCCGCGACCCCAUCAACGGCUUCCUGCCCGCCACCAACCUCCUCCGCGUCGACCACGUCGUCGGCAACCAGCCCGACAACGGCAUGAUCCCCGCCUGCGAGCUGUACGAGAACGCCUUUGAUUUCCACCGCUUCUGGUCCGUCGACGACAAGCAGAUCACCACCGAGUACUCUGCCCUCCGCUCCAUCGUCAUGACUGAUUACGACGAGGUCGUCAAGAUGCCCAUCAACGAGCCCGCCGUCGGCAAGAAGAAGUCGCAGAUCCAGGAGUACGUCGACUACCACGGCGGCGCCGGUGCCCAGCACAUUGCCAUCCGCACCGAGGACAUCAUCAACAGCGUGAGCAACCUCCGCGCCCGCGGUGUUGAGUUCCUGUCGAUCCCGCCCAAGUACUACACCAACCUCAAGGUCCGCCUCGCCUCUUCGGCCGUCAAGAUCGCCGAGGACCUCAGCAUCAUCGAGAAGCUGAACAUCCUCGUCGACUUUGACGAGAACGGCUACCUCCUCCAGAUCUUCACCAAGCCUCUCGAGGACCGCCCCACCCUCUUCAUCGAGAUCAUCCAGCGCCGCAACUUUGAGGGCUUUGGCGCCGGCAACUUCAAGGCUCUCUUCGAGUCCAUCGAGGGCGAGCAGGCCAUCCGCGGCAACCUCUAAAUACCUUGGACUACUGUCGUGGCGCUCCUGCCCCUUCCCGCGCCGCCAUUUCUCGGCAACCCACUCCUCUAUCACAUAACCCCUUCAUGUACCAUGUCUUGAUUGCACCGUCCGUCCGCCCUGCACGAGCUGUAUGACCUCUCACUGGCUGUGUGUGCGCCCUGGCAAAGUCCAUCAUAUCAUUCCUCCUUUGCCCCGCCUGCCGCACUGAUCCGGUGUAUGUUUUUGGAUUCCUACUCAAUAUACUCACUAUUGUGAAUCG